Aspergillus affinis is the source of this 1218-nucleotide messenger RNA. RefSeq names its product NAD(P)/FAD-dependent oxidoreductase. The transcript is spliced from 3 exons. Gene Ontology annotation, molecular function: (S)-2-hydroxyglutarate dehydrogenase activity; (S)-2-hydroxy-acid oxidase activity. Gene Ontology annotation, cellular component: mitochondrion. NCBI's taxonomy places the organism in Eukaryota, Fungi, Ascomycota, Eurotiomycetes, Eurotiales, Aspergillaceae. The record is from RefSeq and is a predicted model, not a curated record. The coding region runs from base 1 to 1218 and encodes 405 amino acids.
AUGCCCUUGUCGUCGCGCGCAGGACUGCAAUCUCUUCGCAGAGCGCGACAGUUCCAAGCGCGCUCGUUCUCGAGCUCCCGCGCUGCGAGGGCCGAUGUAACCCAUGCGGUCAUCGGCGCCGGCGUUGUAGGACUCGCUGUCGCGCGACAGUUGGCGGCCAGGGGCGGGUCGACGAUUUUGUUGGAGAGAAACGAUGCGCCGGGCAUGGAGACGAGUAGUCGCAAUUCAGAGGUGAUCCACGCCGGUCUCUACUACGGCACCGACACGCUCAAAACCAAUCUCUGCAUCCGCGGGAAACAGCUACUCUACGAACUCUGCGCAGCAAAGGGCAUCCCACACCGCAACACGAAGAAAUGGGUCGUCGCGCAGACCCCCGAGCAGUGGGAAGCCACGCUCAAAGUGCACGAGCACGCGCAGAACAUCGGUGUGCCCACGCGCAUCCUCACCGCCGAGGAGGCCGCUCGACGAGAGCCGGCCGUGCAGGCGCGGGCCGGCAUCGUGGAGAGCCCGACAACGGGCAUCGUCGACAGCCAUUCGCUGAUGGUGUACCUGCAGGGGUCGUUCGAGGAGCAAGGCGGGGACUGCGCAUUUCGCACGAAUGUGACGGCGUUGGAGCCGUUGGACGGCGAGGCAGGGUACCGCAUCACGGCGCGCGACGCGGAGGGCCAGGAGAGCAGCAUCACAGCUGAGACGGUGAUCAACAGCGCGGGCAACUACGCCUGCAUGAUCAACAAUAUGCUCUUGCCGGCGGAGCGCCAUCGCACGCCGUACUAUGCCAAGGGCACGUACUUCUCGUACGGCGCCUCGAAACCCACCACCAACGUGCUGGUGUAUCCGGCCACGCUGCCGGGCCACGGCGGCCUCGGCACUCAUUUAACCCUCGACAUGGGCGGGCGCAUCCGAUUUGGCCCGGACGUGGAAUGGGUGGACGACGCCAACGACCUGAAACCCAGCGCGGCGCGCCUGCAGCAGGCCCUGUCCGAGAUCCGGGCGUAUCUGCCCGCCGUCGAUCCGGAGGCGAUCGGUCUCGACUACUGUGGGAUUCGACCGAAACUGGGUCGCGGCGGGGCCGUGAACACGGGCAAGGGCUUCCAGGACUUUGUGAUCCAGAAGGAGGACGGAUUCCCGGGGUUUGUGAAUCUGCUGGGCAUCGAGAGUCCCGGGUUGACGAGUUCAUUGGCGAUUGCGGAACAAGUGGAGGGACUAUUAUAUGGUUAA